Scaptodrosophila lebanonensis is the source of this 1392-nucleotide messenger RNA. Its product is annotated as phenoloxidase-activating factor 2-like. NCBI's taxonomy places the organism in Eukaryota, Metazoa, Arthropoda, Insecta, Diptera, Drosophilidae. The transcript is spliced from 2 exons. Gene Ontology annotation, molecular function: serine-type endopeptidase activity. Gene Ontology annotation, biological process: proteolysis. The coding region runs from base 1 to 1392 and encodes 463 amino acids. The record is from RefSeq and is a predicted model, not a curated record.
AUGGCAGCCUGCCAGCAUAUAAAUCCUUUGCAUUAUAAGACACAGGACGCAACAGGAAUGCGUCGAGAUAGCACUGAGUUUGGUAAUAAUGCUGAAACAGUUGAACCAAUUAGGAAAUCAUGGAAUAUAAUAAACACAAAUACUGUGUUGGGAAAAGAUUUGGACGUUUUAGAAGCAGAACUGCGACGAGAAUUAAUGAGCGGCUUUGAAAACGAACUCAACUCUGUACUCGGAAAGUUUUUCCAACAACUAGCCGCCCGUAAUGCCAAUUGCAAUAAUAAUGCCGAUGCAUCCUCCCAUGCUUUUGAAACAAAUCAAGCCGCAAGUACAUUGGGACUUAAAACUGUAGACAUUAUUCCACAAAUUGUACAAAAUAGCUCAAUAGAUGGCGAAAAUAUUCGUGUAUCCUGCGGCAUUGGGGAAGAGUGUGUGCCGGAACGGCUAUGCUCCAAUCAGAAUGUGGCUGAUGAUCAUAAAAAUACCAACUGUGCUGCUUCUCAGGUCUGCUGCCUGACAGAAAAUAAGAUUAACGAAACAGCCACUUUAGUUUUGAGUCCACCAGCUACGGAUAACAGAUGUGGCCAACGCAACGCUGAGGGACUUCCAGGUACAACCACCACUAGUGGAACUAACGAAGCGAAGUUUGGUGAAUUUCCGUGGAUAAUAGCCGUUAUGAAACGUAAAUUCUACGGCACUGAGUUUCCUAACGAUACGUAUAUCGGUGCUGGUUCUUUGAUAUCGUCCAACGUUGUUCUAACCGCUGCCCAUAUUGUUUUCGAUAAAUCUAUCGAUGAUUUAUUUGUUAGAGCUGGUGCAUUGGAAUUUAAAACAUUUAGCUAUAACUAUCCCUACGAGAAUCGUUAUAUAAGUGAAAAAAUUGUGCAUGAGAGUUUCACAGGCGUCAAUAAUAUUGCUCUACUAAUUUUGUCGUUUCCGUUUCCAUUGGCCGUGCAUAUUCAGCCAAUUUGCUUGCCAAGUUCCGAGAACACAUUCGAAGCUACUGGCUGCUUCCUCAGUGGUUGGGGGAUUAGUUCCCACGACGGUAGCUCAGAUAUCAAGCAACUGAAGAAAGUAGAACAUUCAACAAUAGAGAGACAAAGGUGUGAGAAUAUGUUGAGAAAAACGCGACUGGGACCAUACUUUCGACUACAUAUUAGUUUUAUGUGCGCUAUUGGUGAGAAAGGUUUGGGCUCUUGCAAAGGCGAUGGAGGAGCUCCUCUAGUAUGCCCAAUCGUAGGUUCGAUCUCUCGCUAUCAGCAAGUGGGCGUAGCCUCUUGGGGCAUCGGCUGUGGCGAAGAGAAUGUGCCUGACGUUUAUGCUAGAGUGGAUUUUGCCAGAAAUUGGAUUGAUGAUAAUCUUAAAUUGAGACAUAUUGAAUUAUGCGAUUGCUAA